This is a messenger RNA of Necator americanus (New World hookworm), 234 nucleotides long. RefSeq lists its product as uncharacterized. The record is from RefSeq and is a predicted model, not a curated record. Bases 1 to 234 code for a protein of 77 amino acids. NCBI's taxonomy places the organism in Eukaryota, Metazoa, Nematoda, Chromadorea, Rhabditida, Ancylostomatidae. The transcript has a single exon.
AUGAGAAGAAUCGACGUAAGAUGGACUAAAAGAACGCUAGAGUGGAUCCCAAGGGACGCUAAACGUCCCCGAAGGAGACCGCCAACGAGAUGGGGUGACGUGUUCGCUGCACGGAUGGACCAGCUGAGAGCUCAGCUGGAUACGGGUCAAGGACCUCGUCAACGUCACUCACGAAGCUUGAGAACAUCUUGGAUGACAAUGGCGAGGGAACGAAACGAGUGGAAGAGAUGCUGA